UGUAUGGUUCAACAUCAUGCAGUUGGAGAGAGGAUAAGAUAUAUAGUCUUCUGAAGUCAGUCAAUAUUCCAGAGGCAAAUAAGUUUAUAAAAUCGCAAGUGGAAAUUCGAGAAUGCUGAAUAUGGCUUAAAUCCUCCCGAAGAUGGCUUGUUUCUUCUCAAAUUCUUUAUCACAUGGUUGCAAGAAAUGGCCACAAAACUUGUUCAAUUGGGAUUUCGGCAGCAAGAAGAAUGAUUCAAGGCCACAACCAAAGUACCAUGACAUUCAACUCCCUUUCCCACCUUCCCUAGUUGGCAAAACUUUCUUGAAGGUAGGUAGGGAGCUGAGAUGCUGCUACAAGGCCACUGUUGAUGGCUUUAGUGCAACUGAUUUUCACAACAGCAGUGACUUUAAGGGACCAUGUGUGAUCAUUGGUUACACAAGCAAAUCAUUCAAGUUUGGAGCUUUUAAUCCUGAAGGAUAUAGAAGCACAGAUGACUACUAUGAUACUUUUGAUGCAUUCCUUUUUUAUUGGCGAGAAAAGGAGGAGAAGGAGAGGGAUGGUGAUCCUAUAAUCUUACCUAAAGUAGGAGGUAGUGGUGCUGCCCUUUUCGAUUAUGCUCGAGGAGGGCCACAAUUCGGUGCAGAUGGUCUGCUGAUUGGACCUCCCUUGGCUCCUGUUAUGGGAGGAUUUGCAGGCCCUGAUACCAAUUCAGGGAUUGGUGAUUUGAGGCAAGCUAAGUCCAGACUGGGAUUGUCUUAUGCCAGAAGACAAGAUGGGAAGGAAUCACUGUUUGGAGACGAGUCCAAGGCUAGUCUUGACGAAGUUUUAGUAUUUUGUAGUCCUGAAAUUGCAAGCCUGUACUAAUUCAGGCAGUUUUGUGUUUCAUUCUUGCAACUGCAAUUUGUGAAAAGCAAAAGCUGAGGCAUUUUCUUUCACACAUGGACAAAUAACGCUUAGGAUAAGAUCAUACUAUACUUCCUUUAAGUAUUGAAGCAUGUAAAUCCGGUUCUUCAUUCUCAUUGCCACCCUUUUACAGAUGAUAUGAGAAGCUACAAUCUUCAUGAA
Molecule: messenger RNA, 1048 nt
Organism: Coffea eugenioides
Lineage: Eukaryota; Viridiplantae; Streptophyta; Magnoliopsida; Gentianales; Rubiaceae
Exons: 2
Coding region: 143-847 (234 amino acids)
Source: RefSeq, a predicted model, not a curated record